This is a messenger RNA of Leptopilina boulardi, 934 nucleotides long. RefSeq names its product 60S ribosomal protein L10-like. Lineage: Eukaryota; Metazoa; Arthropoda; Insecta; Hymenoptera; Figitidae. Gene Ontology annotation, molecular function: structural constituent of ribosome. The transcript has 3 exons. Gene Ontology annotation, cellular component: cytosolic large ribosomal subunit; ribosome. The coding region runs from base 204 to 860 and encodes 218 amino acids. Gene Ontology annotation, biological process: translation; ribosomal large subunit assembly. The record is from RefSeq and is a predicted model, not a curated record.
AGUGUGACAGUGCCCUCUAGUUUGUCUAUUAGUAGUUGCAAAAUAAUUGCAAUAAAAAACGCAAUUUUCAUCUAUUUUAUUUCAAUUAUAUUCAAGUCAUUCUGUAUUUCUACAAAUUGCUUUUCUAUCAAAAAUUGUUUUUAAUUGCCCAAGGGCAUUGAAUUUUAAAUAUAAUUUUAGUUUAUUUAUAAAAACAACCAAAAAUGGGUCGUCGACCCGCGAGAUGCUAUCGUUAUUGUAAAAAUAAGCCAUAUCCAAAGUCACGUUUCUGUCGUGGUGUACCCGAUCCUAAAAUACGAAUUUUCGAUUUGGGCAAAAAGAAAGCGUCCGUCGAGGAUUUUCCAUUGUGUGUUCAUUUAGUUUCCGGCGAAUAUGAACAAUUGAGCUCCGAAGCACUUGAGGCUGGUCGAAUUUGUGCCAAUAAAUACAUGGUUAAAAAUGCAGGAAAAGAUCAAUUUCAUAUUAGAAUGCGAUUGCAUCCAUUUCAUGUUAUUCGAAUUAACAAAAUGUUAUCAUGUGCUGGCGCUGAUAGACUUCAAACUGGAAUGAGAGGUGCUUUUGGAAAACCGCAGGGUACAGUUGCUCGUGUUCAUAUUGGUCAGCCAAUAAUGAGUGUUCGUUCAUCAGAUCGUCAUAAGGCAGCUGUAAUUGAAGCUCUUCGUCGUGCAAAAUUCAAAUUUCCCGGUAGGCAAAAAAUUUAUGUCUCAAAAAAAUGGGGUUUCACUAAAUACGAUCGCGCUGAAUAUGAGGAUUUAAAAUUAAAUGGCCGUUUAGCUCCCGAUGGAUGUAUAGUGAAAUAUCUACCGGAACAUGGUCCACUCAGUAAUUGGAAGAAAUUCCGUGAGAAUAUGACUGCUUAAGUAUAUAAAUAAUAAUUUUUAUCCUUAAUGUCAGUUUGAAUAAAAUUUUAUUAAAUCUACAAAAAACACCUAAA